AUGAGACUUGUUCCAGUAACAUUUUAUAUCGGUUACUGGACAAGUCCAUUUAUUCUGUUUACUACUUUAAUUUAUUCAACAGAAAAAAGUAGACGAGAUGGGAAAUUUUACAAAUUAGCCAUAUCUUUCGCUCUGCUUAAUUUACUUGUAUGUUUAAUUGGGAUUAUGCUUUCGUUAUUUACAAUAAACUGGAUUAUUGACAUUAUAGAUGCACAGGUUUAUUAUGAAUAUCGGGUAGAAAUUAUUGUUCAAACCGCAUUUCUUGUUUUGGCUAGUGGAAUAUGUUUAUUAGAUGUUUUUUCACUGACCUGUUUAAAUGGUCCGAUUGCAGCUCAAAACAAUUUGAGAAUUCACCAGAAAAAUGAACAGCAACCAUCAACUCAAAAUAAUAAUGUCACAUAUUCUUAUCCUCAAGAACAACAAGGUUAUGUUCAAAAUUACAAUCAACUUGACAACUUUCCACCACCUUAUAGUUAA
Messenger RNA from Schistosoma turkestanicum, 477 nucleotides. The record is from the annotation of a GenBank genome assembly. Lineage: Eukaryota; Metazoa; Platyhelminthes; Trematoda; Strigeidida; Schistosomatidae.